AUGGAGAAAUCAAUCGCGUCGGGCCAGGAGCCUGGUCAGACACAGGUCACGCCUGCUGGCGACAGAAUCGACCCUGUUGACAAUGACAAUGGCCCUAACCAGGUCGUCGACGAUGAGAAAGCCCUGUCAGACAAGGACUCGGCGGAAUUCCAGGGUGGUGUGCAGCGUGUGCGCGCAAUCACCACCGUUCUAUCAACGCAGACACUGAUUCUCCUCUUCGUCUUACUCUGGCUGGUAUCCUUCGUCGACGCAUUGCUAGGCUCCAUGCAAACCACGCUGAACCCAUGGAUCACCUCCUCGUUCGAGAAACACGGGCUGCUCUCCGUCGUCAGCAUCGUCUCGGUCAUCCUAGGCGGUUCCUCGAAGCUGACCCUGGCCAAGAUCAUCGACAUCUGGGGCCGAGUCGAGGGCUUCCUCUUCAUGCUCGUCCUGAUCAUCAUCGGGCUGAUCCUAAAAGCCACCUGCACGACAGUCGAGAUGUAUGCCGCCGCGCACACGCUCUACUGGGUUGGACAUAUCGAGCUGCUGUACGUCGUCGAGAUCAUGCUGGCGGAUAUGACGUCGCUCAAGAAUCGAAUGAUCAUGAUCGGGAUUAAUGGCACGCCUGGGAUCUGCAGUACCUUUGCGGGGCCUAAGAUUGCGCAGUUGUUCUAUGAUAACCUGAACUUCCGCUGGGGGUUUGGGUCGUUUGCGAUUAUUAUGGUCGGAGUGUGUUUUCCGGUUGUUAUUGUCAUGUUUCUCAUGCAGCGCAAGGCUGAGCGGUUCGGGACAUAUGUCAAGGAGCGCUCGGGGAGGACUCUCUGGCAAUCGAUUGCACAUUAUACAGUGGAGUUUGAUGUCAUCGGCAUUGUCCUCAUCACGGCGGUCUUCUCCCUCAUCCUCCUCCCCUUUAGUAUAGCGUCCUACGCGCCCAAAGGCUGGGCCAGCGGGUAUAUCAUCGCCAUGGAAGUCGUCGGCGUCGCCUGCAUCCCAGCCUUUUACAUCUGGGAGAAAUACUUCGCGCCGGUCCAGUUCCUGCCGUGGAAGUAUCUCAAGGAGCCGACGAUCAUCGGCUCGUGCAUGCUGUACCUGGUUAUGUUUGCAUCGUCGACUACCUGGAAUGCGUAUUUCAGCUCGUACCUGCAGGUCGUCAACAGACUGGAUCUGACCACAGCAAACUACGUCCUGAACGCGUAUUCUCUGACCUCGUUCAUCUUCAGCCCAGUCUUCGGCUUGUUAAUUCGGUAUACCGGCGAAUUCAAAUACACCGCCAUGGCCGGAAUCCCCAUCCUGCUCCUCGGCACAGCCCUGCUCGUCCCCUUCCGCACCCCAUCCACACACAUAGGCUUGAUAACAAUGACCCAAGUCCUCGUCGGGCUAGGAACCUGCAUAUUCACCGUCUGCAGCCAGCUGGCACUGAUGACCGUAGUAACGCACCAGGAAAUCGCCGUCGUGAUCGCCAUCUGGGGCCUCUUCGGCUCCAUCGGGUACAGCGUGGGCGCGGCCAUCGCCGGCGGGAUCUGGAAUAAUGUUCUCGAGCCACAGCUUUACGAGCGGCUGCCGGAGGGGAAGAAGGAUCUUGCAGCGAGUAUCUUUGCCAGUCUGGGGACGCAGAUUGGGUAUGCGGAUGGCACCCCGGAGCGCGCGGCGAUUGUGGGUGCUUAUGCGGAUGUGCAGAGGAAGAUGGUCAUUGUGGGGGUUUGUCUGGUGCCGCUUUGUGUGGCUUGUACGUGGUUCUGGAGGGGGGUGAAUGUGAAGAGGUUGGAGAGGGAGCAGACGAGGGGGAAUAUCUGGUAG
Messenger RNA from Aspergillus versicolor CBS 583.65, 1776 nucleotides. RefSeq lists its product as uncharacterized. The transcript has 5 exons. Gene Ontology annotation, biological process: transmembrane transport. Gene Ontology annotation, molecular function: transmembrane transporter activity. Bases 1 to 1776 code for a protein of 591 amino acids. The record is from RefSeq and is a predicted model, not a curated record. Lineage: Eukaryota; Fungi; Ascomycota; Eurotiomycetes; Eurotiales; Aspergillaceae.